ACUGGCUCAGGUGCUCUGGAAACGUCCUUUUUUAAAACUCGAACUACUGCAGCGACCAUUUAUUUGGUUAUUUCCGCGUAUUUCUUGAUUUAUUUUUUGAGAACUCCACGCUCAGUUUGACUUUAUCAAGCCAGCCCCAGGUGCCAGGAUGGACGAGGCGGAGAAGUACCAACAGCGACUGGAGGCCAUCGCUGAGAAACGGCGGCUGCAGGAGGAGCAGGAACGAGCCAAGAGGGAGAUGGAGGAUGAAAAACUCCGACUGCAGCAGCUCAAGAGGAAGUCUUUGAGGGAUCAGUGGCUGAUGGAGGGAGCUCCCUUGUCCCCAUCCUCACGAGAUUCCCAAAGCCCACACUCUCCUCCGUGGGCCGCUCAGGAAAUGGAAAAGCACAGGCCGCCAUCACGGAAUAUGGAGUUAGCAGUGGAGGAUGUGAAAGAACAAAUUGCAGAGGACCAAACAGAAGCCACCAACAUGGACGCCGGAGAUAUGGGGACAACCGCGAUCCAAAUAUUACGGGAUGACGACGCCCCUGUUCUGAUGAACGGCAAAGGGGACUUGAAAGCUGGUCUUAAACCAAACCGCCAAAGUGCUUUGGAAAAGUCCGCCACAAAUGGCCCAAGUGGAUGCGUCGUCGUCAUCGAGAAUCAUGGCCAACACGUUCCCCACUUAAGCUCCACCGAGGUGGACAAAGGGAUCGUGGUCAUGCGGGCCGAACGAGUCGUCAUCACGGAAGAUGAUGAUGAUGAGGAGGAGGAGGAAGUUGAACCACAAGACUAUCAAAAGAAGCAAGCAGGCCCUGUGGAGGAGGAGCAAGUAGCUCCAGAAGCUUCCAAUGAGUUGGCAAAGGAUGAAACUGGUGCGGCGGCGCAAGCAGGAAAAACGCACGAGGAGACCAAAGAGGAGGACAUCGAAGCGGAAACUUCGCCCUCCGUGCUACUGCCGUCACCAACCGAUCCUCUAGAGGCCGCCUCGGUGGCUCCCGUGCCGGUCUACUCCCAAUCACAACCCUUCUCUCCUCCUUCGGCGGAGACGCCACAAACCAGCGAGGAAGACGCGAUCACCCCGGCGACGCCCGACGUGUCCCCAAAAGCCCAAGGCGACGCCCCCAUCGCACCCCAUCGGUUCCAGGAUGUUUCCCUGAGCGACUCCAUAGACAACUACAGGACUGAGGCACGCACGAGCGAGCAGGAGCCCCUCCUGGAGCCCCUCCUGGAGCAGGCUAAAGGCCUGGAAAUCCAGGAUGACAUCGCCAGCGAUAACCACUCGCGUCCCAUAGAGAUGCGGGCCGAGGCCAUGCCGGCGCCCAAUAAGAAAGUCUGCUUGUGCUGCUCGCUCAUGUAAAGGCAACAAAAAUACCCACGCAACACUUUUUUUGAGUUUGCUCUCAUCAAGUAUUAAUGCUUCCUUUAUUUUAUUUUAUGAUGAUUCUGCUGAUCACAGACAGCAGCCCUGAAGUCCACUCAAAGAGGUGCACUUCAUGUUUUACAAUCACGGCCGUUAUUAAACUCUGUUGAACUCACUUAAGUCCCUGGUCCUUUUGGAAAAGCUGAAGUUUUAAUUCACUGCCAAAUAAAUGUGUUUUUGUAAUUUAAACUGUCGUAUUUUAAAGAGGAUAUAUCAAUAAAAUAUCUUAUGGCACUGCAGUGUUUAUUAAUAAAAUAUCAUUUCUACUGCAUUAAAGUAUCUGGGUUCAAUUAAAGUCCCUCUAAGAAACAUUCAAUGUAAUAUGUAAGUUCAUCAAUUUCAAAUAGUGUUUGGGUAGACAUUGUAAGAGAUGAUGACUAAGCAAUGACAUUUGACACAGAGGCCCAAUCUAAUUGUAUUGCAUUACAAAUAAUUAUUUAAAGAUGUUAUCAAAAUUUGUGAUCAUUGAAAUAUGUGAAGCAACUUAACUUCAUGCAAAAUGAGAGCAAAAAAAGUGUUGUGUUUUUAUUUUGGUUGUCUUUAUUUUCUGAAACCUUCCUAUUCUAGUUUUUUACACUGCAUGCCACGAUGGAUUUAUUUUUAAAAUAAAAAAAAACACCUCUGUUUAGUAACAAACUCAACCCACAACAUUUGAAUGCAGUGAAAUGAAAAAGGCUUUAUCACAAAUGAAUUAUUUGUAAUGUGUAAACAUUUGAAUGUAAAUGCAAGUGUUUUCUUAAAAUGAUACGAGUGGUUCAUAGAGAAUAUUUUUCUAAUUAGGAGCUUUGUGGAUGAAUUAUUGAACAGACUUGGGAAUGCCGAGGUGGUUUUUUUUUUUUCACCACCCACAUAUUUGGGGUUUGUCACGCAAGUUGCAUAUAUUCCUUCUUCCCAAUUAUGAAAACCAACGUGUCAUUCCUGUCGAGCCAUCUCAUUUAACACAUUUUUACCAAAGUAUGAAUUUUGUAUUUAACCAGAUCUCUCUACAUGCAUAACAAAACCAUGUUAGGAUUUGAUAUCAUUGUCAAAAGUUUUGAAAUGACUGCCUUCGCUAUUAAACGGCGCCACUGAGUAAAUUUUGGACUUUCCCCCCAUUGAUCGAAUUGUUUAAGGAAGAGCGCACAAUCCAUAUGCAGAGACUACCUCUUGAAAUCACCGGACGAGUUUGCUUCAAUGUGUCAUCUUGUGAGCAGACUUAACAUUUUUGGUUUUGUGUCUCUCUCAUACACAAUUGGUACAUCUUGUCCGUCUGGCUUUUUAUUUUCGCCACAAGUAGCAAGCGACCUUUCAUAUUUGUCAUACGAGCGAAUGUCCUCGUUGUUUGACUUCUGUGAAUGAUUUGGCGAGUGGGACUUUGUCUGUGUUCUGUUUGAACUGGCUGCUGUGUGUAUAAAAGAUGCCAUGGGCUACCUUCGUGCACACAUCGCCAUUGUGACAGACCCGUGUUCACAUCUCGAAGGUUCGGCCUCCUCGCUCCUUUGCAAUGAUUCUCCUGGCGUACGCCGUCGUCGUGGCCUGCUUGCUGUCCGGCACCACAUGCGCCCCUCUGGCCUGCGAAAAUCAGAUUCGGCCUCUGGUGGACAUGUCUCCCGACCACCUGGAAGGACAAUGGGCCUUGAUCGGCGGCAGUUUGAACCGAUCGGUGGACGAAGACACGCUCAAGACCAGAGACAGUGUCACUUUCGUCGCGGCCAACACCAACUACAUCCAACGUAAUCGCGUUGCGGACAAGUGCAUGUCAUUCGUGCUCAACGCCACCAGGCAAGGCCACGUCAUGAGCUUAAAGGGGCCCAACUAUCUUUUCGUCGCCACCUUCCUCCACACCUCCUGCCCGACCUGCGUGCUGUUCCGCUUUGAUGUGAAGGCGGCGAGCCACACCACCACCGACCUUUACAUAGCGAGCAAAACCAAGCGAGAGUUGGACGCCAGCGAGAAGGCCGAGUUCGUGGCACAGGCAAAAUGUCUGGGCUUGCGGGAACCUAUCUGGAUGGAGCCCACCAAGGAUCUUUGUCUGGCCUGAUUGUCUCAAUAAAGCGGUUCAAACUCUG
This is a messenger RNA of Syngnathus typhle (broad-nosed pipefish), 3450 nucleotides long. It is a transcript of the gene palm3, whose product is annotated as paralemmin 3. Lineage: Eukaryota; Metazoa; Chordata; Actinopteri; Syngnathiformes; Syngnathidae. The record is from RefSeq and is a predicted model, not a curated record. The transcript has 7 exons. Gene Ontology annotation, biological process: regulation of cell shape. Gene Ontology annotation, cellular component: membrane. Bases 149 to 1339 code for a protein of 396 amino acids.